Messenger RNA from Telopea speciosissima, 1041 nucleotides. RefSeq names its product E3 ubiquitin-protein ligase ATL6-like. The coding region runs from base 1 to 1041 and encodes 346 amino acids. The record is from RefSeq and is a predicted model, not a curated record. The transcript has a single exon. Lineage: Eukaryota; Viridiplantae; Streptophyta; Magnoliopsida; Proteales; Proteaceae.
AUGAGGAACGAAUUGAUGCAGAAUGUACUCAUCUCCGUCUAUUUGUUCCUCAUGUUCCGGUCGCUACCAUACGCCGUUGCACAGAGCAGUAGUCAACCGCCACCCGUCGUUCUUUAUGGCUUAAACAACAAUUUGACCUUUUCGGUGCACAUCGGACUCGUCCUCUUGUUUUGCUUCUUUAUUUUAUUGUUAUUCAUCUCCCUCGGCAUCUACAAGUGCUCCAGGAUCCAAAGCAAUCGAAGCAUUGGCGGUAAUGGCGUGGAAGGUCGAAUAUCACGUAGGGGAAAUCGAGGGCUCGACCCGGCCGUGAUCGAGACUUUUCCAAUCUUCGCUUACUCACAUGUGAAGGACCACAAAUUGGGAAAUGGAGCUUUGGAGUGCGCCGUAUGCUUGAACGAGUUCGUAGAUGAAGAUACGAUUCGAUUGCUGCCCAAGUGUGAUCAUGUCUUCCAUCCUGAUUGCAUUGAUGUUUGGUUAUCUAAUCGCACAACCUGCCCUGUCUGCCGAUCUAACCUCGUUCCUGUAUCGGACGAAACACCUGAAACUAUGGUACCGGUACAGGACAUAGAAGGCGAUGAUUCGGAUGGGGAAAUCCCAACAUCGGAACCAGUGGAGGCAGAGAACGUGCAAGUUUCCGUUAAUGUAGUAAGCGAAGAACCACAGGUGGUGACAGUGGCAAUGUCACCAGACGUAAUUAAUCAGACUCCAAUGCAGAACCGGCCAGCGAGAUCGACGAAGCUGAGUUACGCGGGGAGAUUUCCGCGGUCGAAUACAACGGGACACUCGCUGGUUCAACCGGGAGAAAACGUCGAGCGGUUCACCCUGCGCCUUCCGGACGAUGUGAGGAAGCAAAUCAUGAACAUGAGGCAGGUGAACCGGACUAAGAGCAUGGUGGCGUUCCCAGUGCAAGUAAGUCCUGGGAAGGGUUCCCGGUCGACCGGUGAAGGUAGUAGCAGAGGACGGAAAUCGAUGGGAGAGAAAAGGGAAGGCCGGGUCUUCUCGAUGACAUUGCCUUGCUCCGGUAACUGCUCUUCAUCCUAA